GUUUCUACUUAGUGAAAACAAAACAUAAGAACAACGUAGAGUGAAGGGAAGUUUUUGUGAAUAUUAUAACAGCCUGGCAUCAGAUUGAUCAACAAAAUCCUCAAAAUGAAGUGGCAAUAUAAAGAAGAACAUGCAUUUGAGAAAAGGAGGUCAGAAGGCGAGAAGAUAAGAAAGAAGUACCCCGAUCGCGUACCGGUGAUAGUUGAGAAGUCUCCAAAAGCAAGAAUUGGAGAUCUUGAUAAAAAGAAGUAUCUGGUACCAUCAGACUUAACAGUUGGCCAGUUUUAUUUCCUGAUACGAAAAAGGAUUCACCUUCGAGCUGAAGAUGCACUCUUCUUUUUUGUAAACAAUGUCAUACCCCCAACCAGUGCCACAAUGGGGCAAUUAUACCAAGAGCACCACGAAGAGGACUUCUUUCUGUACAUUGCCUACAGUGAUGAAAGUGUAUAUGGAUGCUGAAAUCUAUCCAAAAUUUUGAAUGAAGCUGCAGAGCUUGAAGCUUUCGUCCAUUGCAUUAAUCAUGUAUAGUUUAUAAGUUACAUCUAACUCUGUAUGUAUAUGAAUAGGGAGGUAGUGAAGUUGAGUUAUUUUAAACUUGAGUAAUUUGUAAGUGCUUAAUUGUCAAUUUUUAAUAUACAAUUAGAUUUGGAUAUUAUUGGUAUGAUCCUGUCCAUAGAACUUAAAUCUGCUGAAUUUGACCCUAAUUUUCAAAUUGCUGGGCUAGAUACAUCAUUAUACAGGAUAUUAUUUAUCAAGUUAAUUCCUGUUGUCUAAUUGCAUCCCAAUCAGGGACGGAUUCAAGCUCUAAGACCCCCUCCCAAAGGUUAGAGGGGGGGGGGUCUUAGAUAAUGAUUAGAUUUUGUGCCAAACCCUUUCUGUGAGUAUAGAAACUGGUAGAAGCUUCCUUUUUUAAAUGGUUGAUUUUUAACUUCAUGACAGAGUUGAAUAAAGUAACUUUUUUGUAUCAUUUGGUUACUACUGACUACCAAAAACUGCUUUUUCUGAAUCGAAGCAAAGUUUACUGAAGAAGACAAACAUAUUGGGGAAGGGCUGUUGCACCCCCACAACUGCCAAUCAAUCCGUCUCUGAUCCCAGUGUUGCAAACAUAAUGACCGUGAAAACACUGUCAUAUAAAAGUAUACCAAGCUACUGACCAAUCAUAUUUAGUUUACCAGCUUGUUAGGCUACCCAGAUAAUAAUAAUCGUUUUUAAUCAAAAGCUCUUGCUUUCUACAUAAACAUCAUCAGUUUUGAAUUACUACAAAAAAUACAUUCAUACUAGGUAGUAACAUGGGCCUAGCAGAUGCAAAACACAUUGGGGUCUAGGUAUGGAUUUUGUCCAAAUUUGUUUGCUCCAUUGAGAUGUAACGUAAUUGAGUCAAAAUUGCGACAAAUGUUGCCUGUCGGCUGAAGCCAAAAUCUAUGAUGCCUCACCCAUAGGAAGGGCAGUCAAAAUUUUUUAAUACAGUAGAAACCUGCAUAAAAGAACCUAGGCUUUUGUCUGGCAGCCUGAAAAGGUUCUUAAUUAACAGGCUGCUAUUCUAAAUUCCAGUCUAAAAGGUUCUUAGAUACGUACAGGCCUUGCAUACAUUAACAAUGUUUUCCACCGCAAGAAUUAUAAUGGACACACUUAAACCAGCUUUUUUUUAAUGUUAAAUUUCAACCAAUCUAAUUAAUUUGUGUUGUUAGAUUUUCCAAUUUGAAUGCAACAUACCAUAACCUAAUUUACCAAAAAACCCUUUUUUUGUUACAUAUAUUUAUAUAUAAGAACCUUUCCAAAUUGCAGCCUCUUGGGGGUUCUUGAUUAUGGGGUUUUAAAGUUUAAAUUUCAGCCUCAAUGUUGUUAUAAAAACAGGUUCUUUUAUGCGAGUUUCUACUGUAGAACUGUUUCAUGGUUAAAAUAGUCUU
Molecule: messenger RNA, 1907 nt
Organism: Rhopilema esculentum
Lineage: Eukaryota; Metazoa; Cnidaria; Scyphozoa; Rhizostomeae; Rhizostomatidae
Product: gamma-aminobutyric acid receptor-associated protein
Source: RefSeq, a predicted model, not a curated record